Aspergillus alliaceus is the source of this 2181-nucleotide messenger RNA. Its product is annotated as asparagine synthetase B. Gene Ontology annotation, molecular function: asparagine synthase (glutamine-hydrolyzing) activity. Gene Ontology annotation, cellular component: cytosol. The record is from RefSeq and is a predicted model, not a curated record. NCBI's taxonomy places the organism in Eukaryota, Fungi, Ascomycota, Eurotiomycetes, Eurotiales, Aspergillaceae. The coding region runs from base 120 to 1841 and encodes 573 amino acids. The transcript is spliced from 9 exons.
GUCAUUCUCCCCCAUACCCUAUACUUUCCCGGGACCACGCUAGCCAAUUCCCCUUUAUCUUCUUCUUACUGUCCUACUGCUUGCUUCUUUUCCUAGAGAGCCAAUUGCUCGUCGUCAUCAUGUGUGGCAUCUUCGCGUGUUAUAACCACCCUGAUGUGCAAAAGUUCAAGCCCACGGCUUUGCGCAUGGCCAAGGCCGUGCGCCAUCGUGGACCCGAUUGGAGCGGAAACUUCAUUGCUGAUAAGACUAUCCUCGCACACGAGCGUCUGUGUAUCGUCGGUGUCGAUUCCGGUGCUCAACCCCUUGUGAACGAUGAUAGCUCCCUCGCUUUGGCCGUUAAUGGCGAGAUUUACAACCACCGCUUAAUCAGAAAGAACCUUAAGAACCAAUAUAACUUCAAGACGCACUCGGACUGUGAAGUAGUUAUUCCGUUGUACAUGGAACAUGGCCUCGAUGCUCCUAAGCACCUUGAUGGCAUGUUUUCUUGGGUUCUUUAUGACAGAAAGCAAGAUCGGGUUGUUGCGGCUCGCGACCCCAUCGGUAUCACUAGCUUCUACAUCGGCUGGUCUUCUGAGACCCCUGGAGCCAUUUACUUUGCUUCGGAGCUGAAGUCUCUGCACCCAGUUUGUGAUAAGAUCGAGGCUUUCCCUCCCGGCCACGUUUUCGACUCCAAGACCAACUCUAUGACUCGUUAUUUCGAGCCCAAGUGGUGGGAUCCCGCUAACGUUCCCUCGACUCCCGUCGACUAUAAGGUCAUUCGCCAUACUUUGGAGAGGUCUGUUCGGAAACGUCUGAUGGCAGAGGUUCCCUACGGUGUUUUGCUGUCCGGUGGUCUGGAUUCUAGUUUGGUCGCAUCCAUUGCUCAGCGGGAGACUCUGCGCAUGCAGGAAGCUGCUAAGGAAGCCAUUAUGAACCAGACUGGCUCGUCUGAUUUGGUUGGCAUUGAUGACAGCAACGAGUUGUCUACCGUCACAACAUUCCAGCAGCUGCACUCCUUCUCCAUCGGUUUGCCCGGUGCUCCCGAUACCGAGGCCGCUCUUGAGGUGGCCAGGUUCCUUGGAACUAAGCACCAUGCUUUCACAUUCACCGUUGAGGAUGGUAUCAACGCUCUCUCCGAUGUCAUCUACCACCUUGAGACUUAUGACGUUACCACAAUUCGCGCGUCCACCCCCAUGUACCUACUCAGUCGCAAGAUCAAGGCUAUGGGCGUGAAGAUGGUUUUGAGCGGUGAGGGAAGUGACGAGAUUUUCGGUGGCUACCUCUACUUCCACGCCGCUCCUAACAAGGAGGAGUUCCACAGGGAGACCGUGAGACGAGUAAAGAACCUGCACCUUGCAGACUGCCUCAGAGCGAACAAGUCGACUUCCGCCUGGGGCCUGGAAGCCCGUGUGCCUUUCUUGGACAAGGAUUUCCUUGCGGAUGCUAUGAGCAUUGAUCCUCAGGAGAAGAUGAUCACCAAGGACCGCAUUGAGAAGUAUAUUCUGCGCAAAGCAUUUGACACCACCGAUGAGCCCGAUGUCAAGCCGUACCUGCCCGAGAAGAUCCUCUGGCGUCAGAAGGAGCAGUUCAGCGACGGUGUUGGUUACAGCUGGAUCGAUGGCCUGAAGGACCAGGCUGAGCUUCACGUUACCGAUGAAAUGAUGAAGAACCCCAAGCCCGAGUGGGGCAACGAUGUCCCUGAUACUAAGGAAGCUUACUGGUACCGUACAAUGUUCGACGAGCACUUCCCACCUUACUGCGCCUCUACUGUCGAGCGUUGGGUGCCGACGUGGUCGAAACAGACCGACCCCAGUGGAAGAGCAAUCUCCACUCACAACGCCAAGUAUGAUGACGCGGAGUAGAUGUUUAAAUAAUUGGGUUUGCAAUUCGUGUUGGGUAUUUGGGAUAGACUCAUGCAUUAAAGAGGUGCCUCUCAAAAGUUCAGUGCGGAGGCUAUUAGGUCCUUUUUAAAACGACUCUUGUUCCCUUUAGCUCUUGUAUAAUCGUUCCUUUCUCUAGGUCAGAGCAUUCAAAAUAGAUCAGAUUGUAGCCUUGAUAUGUGAAAGAUAAACUGUUUGAUCCGUUUUGGUGAUAGUGAACCACAGUGCACAUUACUGUGUGGGUGAGGAAUAGUCUGGGGUAGAAGUGAUAUAGCGAUUGACCCAUGGCUAGUCGGAGCUUGUUGCCCAGGUUUCAGUACGG